AGAGGGAGAGUAGGGCGGGACCUGAGUGCAGCAGUUAAUCGCUGACUGAAGCGGACGUUUACGUUUUACACACUUUAAUUUUUAUUCACAGAUUUUAUUUAUCAGAAAUAUUUCAGACAACAUUUUACACAUCUAGACGGAUGGCGCCAUUUUCAUCUUGUUGCUGAUGGAUUGAUCUCAUUAUCAGCUGAUCACAGGAUCGAUCUCAUUAUCAGCUGAUCACAGGAUCGAUCUCAUUAUCAGCUGAUCACAGGAUUGAUCUCAUUAUCAGCUGAUCACAGGAUUGAUCUCAUUAUCAGCUGAUCACAGGAUUGAUCUCAUUAUCAGCUGAUCACAGGAUUGAUCCUGUGAGGAUGAACUCAGACUGACUGACAGACAGAGAGACAGACAGAUACAGACAGACAGACAGAUACAGACACAGACACAGAGAGACAGACAGAUACAGACAGACAGACAGACACAGAGAGACAGACAGAUACAGACAGACACAGAGAGACAGACAGAUACAGACAGACAGACAGACACAGAGAGACAGACAGAUACAGACAGACAGAUGGGGAACAGUGCUCUGAAGUCUCACCUGGAAACGUCCCAGAAGACCGGAGUCUUCCAGCUGACAGCGAAGGGACUGCAGGAGUUCCCAGAGGAGCUGCAGAGGCUCAGCAGCAACCUGCGGACGGUGGAUCUGUCCGGUAACAAGAUCGAGGUUCUUCCUGCUGCCAUUGGAAACUUCCUGCAGCUCAAGAGUCUGACGCUCAACUGCAACAGACUCACCGGACUCCCGUCUGAGAUCUCGAAGCUGAAGAAGCUGGAGACUCUGAGUCUGAAUGGGAACCGGAUCCAACAGCUGCCCCCCACUCUGGGCCAGCUCAAAGCGCUGCGGACCCUCAGCCUGUCUGGGAACCAGAUCUCAGAGUUACCCCUUGGACUGGGAACCCUGAGGCAUCUGGACCUGCUGGACCUGUCCCGCAACCAGAUCCAAAACGUCCCCGCGCAGGUGUCGGAGCUGCAGGCCAUCGAGAUCAACCUGAACCAGAACCAGAUCUCCGUGCUGUCAGCAGACGUCUCUCUGUGCCCCCGUCUGAAGGUCCUCCGUCUGGAGGAGAACUGUCUGGAGCUGUCCUCCAUCCCUCAGUCCAUCCUGAAGGACUCCCAGGUGUCCCUGUUCUCUGUGGAGGGGAACCUGUUUGAGGUGAAGAAUCUCAGAGACCUGGAGGGUUACGACAAGUACAUGGAGCGUUUCACAGCCACCAAGAAGAAGUUCACCUGAAGAUGUUGGAUGAAGAGUCUGAAUCUCAGAGCACCACCUGGAGGGGGGGUCAGCGGAGACUCCGCCCACCACCACUGCUGCUUCUUCUGCUGCUAAAAUCCAGAUCUCACACAGCCAGGACAAAGGGGGGGCGCCGCUCAGACACCAACACCUGCUUCAGAGUCAUCAAACUGCUGAGAGAGAGGAGAAGAAACUUUCAGUGUUUGUUUGUUGGACUCUUUAAUGAACGUUUGUCUCAUUUACGUUGGAAAUGAUCUUCUGGAGCUCCGUUCACCAGGUGGAGAAAGAGAAAAUAAUAAUCAAUAAUAAAGAAUCAACUGAAACCACCAUUCAAAGUCAAUAUUAACCAACAAUAACAACAAUAAACCAAUAACUGACAGAUUAAUAGUUAAUAAUAGACAGUUAUAAUGGAUAGAAUAAAGAGACGGGAAUGUUAUUGAUAAAGUAGUUUAUUAAUAAGUUCUGAUUAUUGAUUUGCUUCUUUAACAGCAUUGAGCACAUUUCCUCUCUGAUAUUGAGAUAGCAGCGUGGGAUCAUGGGAGUUGUUGUCUUCACCACCAUUGAGUCAUUGAGUCAGCUUCUCCCGGUUAGGUUCAGUGUUCAUGAUUCAGGAGGUUAUAGAUUAUUGAUUUAAUGACAUUAUAUUCAAAGCUAAAGGUUUUAUUUUGAUAUUUUCAGAUUUUCAGUGUUUUUGUUAAAAACGAUUUCAGUCCAAUGAAUCAAAUAUUAGAAAUAUUCUGUUGGUUGAAAUGUGUCCAUGUUUGUAAAUUCAUCUUAAAUAUUAAUUCUGACAGUUUGAUAUUUAUUUCAAUAAAAGUGGACGAAGCAUAAGAGUUAAUAAUAUUAAUAUUUCAUAAUGAACUUCUUUCUGUCUGCUGCAUGUUUGAAGAUUGAUCCACCAGUUUCACUUUCUGCUCCAGUUUGUUCAGAAGUUGCUUGUGUUCUGGACAAUUAUUGAUUAUUGUUGAUUCUUGUUGAUUAUUGUCCCUUUAAACAAACUUGUAAUGGAUUAUUCAGAUUUUCAGAUCUGUGAAUUGAAACAGUUGAACUUGAUAUUUGCUUUAUUAUUAAAAACACUACCGCUGUUGUCCA
Messenger RNA from Dicentrarchus labrax (European seabass), 2362 nucleotides. RefSeq names its product leucine rich repeat containing 57 (gene lrrc57). The record is from RefSeq and is a predicted model, not a curated record. The transcript is spliced from 6 exons. Lineage: Eukaryota; Metazoa; Chordata; Actinopteri; Moronidae. Gene Ontology annotation, molecular function: protein binding. Bases 554 to 1270 code for a protein of 238 amino acids.